Messenger RNA from Cygnus atratus (black swan), 2450 nucleotides. RefSeq names its product nectin-1. The transcript is spliced from 6 exons. Gene Ontology annotation, biological process: protein localization to cell junction; homophilic cell-cell adhesion; heterophilic cell-cell adhesion. NCBI's taxonomy places the organism in Eukaryota, Metazoa, Chordata, Aves, Anseriformes, Anatidae. The coding region runs from base 825 to 2372 and encodes 515 amino acids. Gene Ontology annotation, cellular component: adherens junction. The record is from RefSeq and is a predicted model, not a curated record.
UUUUUUGGAAGCUUUUUGCCUUUUUUAAAAGGUUUUUGCUCUUUUUAAAACCUUUUUCCUCUUUUUUUUAAACCUUUCUCCUCUUAUUUUCAACCUUUUCCCUCUUAUUUUUAACCUUUUGCUCUUCUUCUAAACCUUUUCCCUCUUUCCUUAAACCUUUCCCUCUUCUUUUAACCCCUUUCCCCCCUUUUUCCUCUUUUUUUCUAACCUUUCCCCUCUUUUUUAGCCCUUUUUGCUUCUUUUAACCUUUUUUAACCCUUUUGCUUUUUUAACCCUUUUCCUUUAACCCUUCUCCUUUUUUUUUACCUUUCCUUUCUCUUUUAACCUUUCUCCUUUUUCCUUUAACCUUUUUCCCUUUUUUAACCCUUUUCCUUUUUUUUUUUACCUUUCCUUUCUCUUUUAACCUUUCUCAUUUUCCUUUACCCUUUUCCCCCUUUUUCCUUUUUUUUUUUCCCCCCUUUCUCCUUUUUCUUUUAACCUUUUUCCUUUUUUUAUCCCAUCUUUUUUUUUUUUUUUUUUUUUUUGGCGGAUUUCCCCUCCCCUCCCGGCCAGCCCCUCGGACGUGCUCGCUCCCCGGAGGAAAGCACCGCGCCCCGCCGAGCCCCGGGGACCCCGCGGAUGUGCCAAGCUCCCCCCGGACCCCCCCAGCCUCCUGCCUGCUCUCCUGCCGCCCUCACCGCCCCUUUACCCUCCCGCACCUCCAUUUUUCCUUUUUUUUUUUUUUUUUUUUUUUUAAAGCAGCACCGCGGGCGGGGAGGGCUGAGGGGGGGGGGCCCAGCGACGCUGCCAGACCGCCCCUCGCCCAUUUCUCGGAAGGAACUCUCAUGGCUUCACAGCUGCACACAAGUUGCCCUGCAUCUUGGUGGACUAUCGGAGUUUGCAUCCUGGCGGCCGCGCUCUCCCCAGGGCUGCAAGCUCAGACUGUCUUAGUCAAUGACACAGUCUCGGGGUUUAUCGGGACAGACGUGGUCCUGCACUGCAGCUUCACCAACCCGCUCCCCAAUGUGAAGAUCACGCAGGUCACUUGGCAGAAAGCCACCAACGGCACCAAGCAGAAUGUGGCCAUCUACAACCCGGCCAUGGGGGUCUCCAUCCUCUCGCCCUACAAAGAGCGGGUGACUUUCCGCAACCCGUCCUUCAAAGAUGGCACAAUUCAGCUCUCCCGGCUGGAGCUGGAGGAUGAGGGGGUGUACAUCUGCGAGUUCGCCACCUUCCCCACCGGCAACCGGGAAAGUCAGCUGAACCUCACCGUGCUGGCCAAGCCCACGAAUCGGAUGGAGGGCACCACGCGGCCCCUCAUCGCCAAGGCUGGCAGGACAGAGAAGAUCCUGGUAGCCACUUGCACCUCCUCGAACGGGAAGCCCCCCAGCACCGUCACCUGGGACACCAAGCUCAAAGGGGAAGCGGAGUUCCAGGAGAUCCGGAACAGCAACGGCACCAUCACGGUGAUCAGCCGGUACCGCCUGGUGCCGAGCCGGGAAGCCCACCGGCAGCAGCUCAUGUGCGUGGUCAACUACCAGCUGGAGCGCUUCACGGACAGCAUGACCCUCAACGUGCAGUAUGAGCCAGAAGUCACUAUCGAGGGGUUCGAUGGCAACUGGUUUCUCAAUCGGAAGGAUGUAAAGCUGAUCUGCAAGUCUGACGCCAACCCCCCCGCUCACACCUAUGAGUGGAAGCUGCCAAACGGGACGCUGCCCGGGAGCGUGGAAAUCCAGAACAACACCAUCUACUUCAAAGGGCCCGUCUCCUACAGCGUGGCUGGCACCUACAUCUGCGAGGCCUCCAACGCCAUCGGGACCCGGUCGGGCUUGGUGGAAGUCAAUGUCACAGAAUUUCCCUACACCCCGUCUCCAAUCGAUGAUCGCAAAUCCAUGGUGCAGCCGAACAUCCCCACCCCCGUGAUCGGGGGCAUAGUGGGAGGCGUCUCGCUGGUCCUGGUGGUGGCCGUGGUGCUUUUUGUGGUACUCCGGCGCCGGCGUCACACCUUCAAGGGUGACUACAGCACAAAGAAGCACGUGUACGGCAACGGCUACAGCAAGGCCGGCAUCCCGCAGCAUCACCCCCCCAUGGCCCAAAACCUGCAGUACCCCGACGACUCGGACGACGAGAAGAAGCCGGGCCCGCUGGGCGGCAGCACCUACGAAGACGAGGACGAGGACGCGGGAGGCGAGCGCAAGCUGGGCGGCCCCAACAAGUACGAGGAGGACGCCAAGCGGCCUUACUUCACGGUGGACGAGGGCGAGGCGCACCCCGAGCCCUACGACGAAAGGACACUCGGCUUCCAGUACGACCCCGAGCAGCUCGACAUCGCCGAGAACAUGGUGUCGCAGAACGACGGAUCCUUCAUUUCCAAAAAGGAGUGGUACGUGUAGCUCGCCUCCUGGCUCCAGCCACGCGCCCGCACGCAGACACGCGCCCGCCAGCUCCCCCCGCGUCGCCGCCGAGCCCAG